Messenger RNA from Penicillium macrosclerotiorum, 1191 nucleotides. RefSeq names its product putative proline racemase. Gene Ontology annotation, molecular function: hydro-lyase activity. Lineage: Eukaryota; Fungi; Ascomycota; Eurotiomycetes; Eurotiales; Aspergillaceae. The record is from RefSeq and is a predicted model, not a curated record. The transcript has a single exon. Bases 1 to 1191 code for a protein of 396 amino acids.
AUGGACCUGGUCCAAAAAUUCGAUCAACUGCCGGGCGCAGAGCCCAUUCGAUGCAUCGACAUGCAUACCACUGGCGAGCCAACCCGAAUCGUUUUCCAAGGUUUCCCUUCCCUCAAGGGUACUCUUCUUGAAAAGCGUGAUCAAGCCAAGAACCAGUAUGAUCACAUUCGGAAACGCAUCAUGUUGGAACCCCGUGGUCACUACGAUAUGUAUGGAGCAAUCAUUAUUCCUGAGACCGAACUGGUCCAGUCGGGCGAGGCCCACAUUGGCACCCUCUUUACCCAUAACGGAGGGUUCUCUACUAUGUGUGGCCAUGCUACGAUCGCACUUGGGAGGUUCUUGGUGGAUACACAUGAUCUCAAAGUCUUUCCUAAGCGCAAGGAGCUUCAAUUUGACUCGGUAACACGUGAGGUUGCUGUGAAUAUACACGCUCCCUGUGGACUAGUUCGUGUGAUAGUGCCAGCUACAGCCAAUGGAGAGGAAUCAGAUCCCUCUCGCCCGGUCAGAUUUCUUUCUACUCCAGCUUUCGCUGCUGCCACUAAUCUAAAAAUCUCUCUUCCCGAGGAAGUGUGCUGGCCUGAAUUAGGCCAAAAGAAGUCUAUCAAUAUCGAUAUAUCAUACGGCGGGGCUUUCUAUGUACUAGUGGAUGCUCGUGAACUUGGAUUUGAAAAUGGAUUACAAAAAGUUGAUAUAAAAAAAAUAUCAAACGCCGCCAGCAGGCUCAAGGCCUAUCUCACGACUGAACCAAGUGUUGUGCAGGCUAUAAGCCACCCUGAAGAUAGUCGGCUGUCAUUUUUGUACUCCGUCAUGGUAGUGGACACUGAAAUCGGAUCGCGGCCUGAAGGAGUUGAUGGCGCUGAAACCGGCCUCUGCUUUUUUGCCGAUGAUCAGAUCGAUAGAUCUCCCACUGGAUCCUGUGUGACAGCCCGCAUGGCCCUUGCCCAUGCGAAAGGAAUAAGACAGAAAGGCCAGAAGUGGGCCUACAAUUCUCUAGUGUCAAAUCAUUUCCAAACAGGAAGUUUUGUCGCUACCAUCACUGAUGAUAAUGUUGCAUUGGGAGAGACAGACGAAGAUAGAGUUGUGGUUUGUGUCGAGGGCCAGGCAUAUUACACUGGAACUUCAACUUUCAUUCUUGAGCAAGGUGAUAUAACCAGUGCCAGUGGAUUUACAAUGCAGGCAUGUGCCGAAUAG